AUGCCACGCAAACGUAAAUCCAAUCUAAGCCGUAGUUCUAGCAGAGCUCGAACUGCAAAAGUUGCUAGAAGCCAAGAAUCUGAAGAGCAGACUCAGACGCGUCAGAUGUUAGAUUCUCAGCGUCAUGCGACUCAAAGAGCUUCUGAGACCUAUACGCAGACUCAAGCCCGUAGGACCUUAGAUGCUGAGCGCCACGAAUCUCAAAGGGCCUCUGAGACGUUUACACAGACUCAAGCCCGUCAGGCCCUAGAUGCUGAACGCCACGCAUCUCAAAGAGCCUCUGAGACGUUUACGCAGACUGAGACCCGUCAGGCCCUGGAUGCUGAACGCCACGCAUCUCAAAGGGCCUCUGAGACCUAUACGCAGACUCAAGCCCGACAAACCUUAGAUGCUGAGCGCCACGCAUUUCAAAGGGCCUCUGAGACGUUUACGCAGACUCAGGCCCGUCAGACCCUGGAUGCUGAACGCCACGCAUCUCAAAGAGCUGCUGAGGCAGUGGAACAGACUCAGACACGUCGAGUUUUAGAUGCCGAACGUCACGCGCAAUUGAUUGCGGCAGAGACUGACGAAGAUUCACAAAGACGACGUCUUUUAAAUGCUGAACGGCAGGCAGAAAGAAGACGUACGUUUUCAAUGAGUACGUGGGAGGCAUUUAAUGGUGCCGCUUUUGAGUAUGACCCUUUGAUCGACUAUGUUAAUCACCGAUUGGUUAUCAUUGGGAGAAUGGAUAAAAAAUGCAGAUAUUGUGAAGCACUGAAAUGGAAAGAAGAAACUCCAGGUAUGUGCUGUUCUGGUGGAAAGGUUAAAAUUCCAUUACUUGGCGAGCCAGAGGAACCUCUUAAAUCUUUACUUUUAUACGACAGUAAUGAAUCGCGCCGGUUUUUAAGCAGGAUUAGAAAGUAUAAUUCUUGCUUUCAGAUGACGUCAUUUGGUGUAGAUAAGGAGGUCGUAAUGCCUGGAUUUUCACCUACUUUUACCAUCCAAGGACAGGUGUAUCACAGGAUUGGUUCCUUACUUCCCGCAAAUAAUGAACAACCAAAGUUUUUGCAACUUUAUUUCAUGGGCGAUGAAAAAAACGAAGCUGAUCGCAGGUGUCAAAAUAUACAAGGGAUCGAAAGGGAUACUGUUUUAAAAAUCCAGAGAAUGUUGCAUGAACAUAAUCGCCUUAUCAAUACUUUCAAAACAGCACUAGAAAGAAUGCCGGGAGAGGAUUAUAGGUUGGUGAUGCACCCCGAUCGCACACCAAGUGGGGAACAUGAAAGGCGGUAUAAUGCACCGUUAAUAAAUGAAGUCGCAGCCUUGGUUACAGGCGAACAGUUUGCUUUCCGUGAUAUAGUUUUACAGGCCCGAGAUGACACAUUAACCAGGGUGCCUGAUACUCAUAAAUUUUAUGAUGCGUUGCAAUAUCCGAUCAUAUUUAGUAAGGGACAAGAGGGGUACCACUUUCAAGUUCCUCAAAUUAAUCCUGUAACAGGUCUCCCCUUGCAUAACAAAAAGGUUUCAUGCAUGGAUUUUUAUGCCUACAACAUGAUGAUACGAGAAAACAACUUUAACAUUGUACAAAGAUGCAAGCAACUGGCCAAUCAGUUUUACGUUGACAUGUACGUUAAAGUUGAAAGCGAGAGGUUACGGUACAUAUCAUUAAAUCAAACUAAACUAAGAGCAGAGAAUUACAUCCAUCUUCAAGACGCUGUGGCAAAUGACGCUAAUUUAAAUCCAAAUAACUUAGGUCGUAUGGUCAUUUUACCAUCUUCAUUUGUAAAUAGCCCGCGGUACUUACACGAAUAUACUCAGGGCGCGUUUGUUUAUGUGCGUACACAUGGUCGCCCUGACUUAUUCGUCACCUUUACUUGCAACCCAGCCUGGCCCGAAAUAGUCAAUCAGUUGAUGCCGGGGCAAAGCGCAAUAGAUAGACAUGAUGUAGUCGCAAGAGUUUUUAGACUAAAAGUUAAAAAACUAAUGGAUGUGAUUAAUAAAGGCCGAGUGUUCAGAGAAGCGCGCUGCUUUAUGUACUCUGUGGAAUGGCAGAAGCGUGGACUGCCACAUGUCCAUAUAUUAUUGUGGUUAAAAGAUAAGUUACGACCCGAUCAAAUAGAUAACAUAAUCAGCGCUGAAAUACCGGAUCCUAACAUUGACAAGAUCCUCCAUGACAUUAUUGUAAAAAAUAUGAUUCACGGUCCAUGCGGACCCGAAAAUCCACAGUGCCACUGCAUGAAAGACGGAAAAUGCACAAAAAAAUUUCCUCGCAAGUUAGUGAAAGAGACCGUUCACAACGACCACGGAUACCCGCAGUAUCGUAGAAGAGCGCCACCAGACGGAGGUCGAACAGCAACCGUGAAGCUCCGAAAUGGUAGCUACGUUACGGUUGAUAAUAGUUGGGUAGUCCCCUAUUCACCAAUUUUAUCAAAAAUGUUUAACGCCCACAUAAAUGUUGAGGCAUGCAGUUCAGUACGCGCCAUCAAAUAUAUUUGCAAAUAUAUAAACAAGGGUAGUGAUCAAGCUAUUUUCAAUUUUAGAAAUACUGAUCUUGCGAAUCCCGUAGAUGAGGUACAAACUUAUCAGUCUGGUCGGUAUGUCAGCAGCAACGAAGCCGUGUGGCGUCUGUUAGCAUUUCCGUUGCACGAAAGGCAUCCCACCGUGACACAUCUCAGCGUGCAUUUAGAAAAUGGUGAACGCGUUUAUUUUAAUGAACACAAUUUCCACGAACGAAUAACUACUCCGCCAAAAACCACACUCACUGCUUUUUUUGAUCUUUGUAUCAGAGAUGAGUUUGCAAAAACUCUUCUUUAUGUCGAGGUGCCGAGGUAUUAUACUUGGGAUGCAAGUAGGAAAACUUGGAAACGCCGCAUUCAAGGUACUUCAGUUCACGAUUGGCCUGGCGUCAAAUCUGGAGAUGCUUUAGGACGAGUUUAUACAGUUCAUGUUAGUAACAUGGAAUGUUUUUGUCUACGCAUGCUUUUACACCAUGUGCGCGGACCUACCUCUUUCAAUGAUCUAAAAAAAUACAACACACAAGAUUAUCCUACAUUUCGAGAGGCAUGUGAGGCAAGAGGAUUACUGGAGAAUGACAACCAUUGGGAUGUGACACUGGAAGAAGCUGCUCAAUGUAGAUCAGCAGGCAAGAUGAGAGAGCUAUUUGCUGUAUUAGUAGCGACAUGUGGUCUUUCAAAUCCUCAACAAUUGUGGGAUAAAUACAAAAAUGAUAUGAUCGACGAUAUAUUGCACAGAUUACAAGAGCAAAAUCCCAAUGACACGUACAGUGAUUUAAUUUACAAUGAGGGUCUGACAAAAAUUGAAGACCAGGUUAAAACAAUUUCUGGAAAGGAUUUAUCAGAUUAUGGAAUGAUCAGACCACAGAGAACCGAGGAAAUCAGUAGCGAUUUAAUACGGGAACUAGAUUACGAUACUGCUUCCUUACAACAACAAUUGACGGAGUCUGUUCCACCGCAAAUCCGAAAAGAUAAAGGAAUUGCUGUAGCAGUUGCCUCUUCCGGAAUAGCCGCCACUCUGCUCAAUGGUGGUCGAACGGCACAUUCGGUGCUUAAACUGCCAUUAAACUUAGCCCAUGAAGAAAUGCCAGUCUGUAAUAUAAGUAAAAACAGCGAGCGUGGACGUAUGUUGCAGCAAUGUAAAUUAUUAGUUUGGGAUGAGUGUACUAUGUCCCAUAAAAGAGCAAUUGAAGCUCUAGAUCGGACUUUGAAAGACAUCAAGAGUAAUCCAAAUAUCAUGGGGGGGAUGGUGGUACUUUUAGCGGGCGAUUUUAGACAGACUUUGCCGGUUAUCACUAAAGGCACCCCUGCAGAUGAAAUAAAUGCGUGUUUAAAAGCGUCAACGUUAUGGGUGCACGUAAAAACGUUAAGUCUGUCUACAAAUAUGAGAGUGCAACUACACAAUGAUGUACAAUCUGGACAAUAUGCUGCUGCUCUUCUUAAAAUUGGAGAAGAUCGUAUGGCAAAGGAUGGUAAUGGCAUGAUUACAUUGGAUCGUGAAUUCUGCAAUGUUGUGCAUAAUCCAGAUGAUCUAAAUAACUUCGUCUAUAGCGAACUGCUAACUAAUAUGAGGAAUAGAGACUGGUUAUGUGAAAGAGCAAUUUUAGCGCCGACGAAUGAAAUGGUGGGACAGAUAAACGAGCAAAUUAUGUCACGCGUGGAAGGUGAUAUUGUUGAGUUUCUCUCUGUAGACACUGUAAUGGAUACUGAACAAGUAAUAUCAUACCCUGUAGAAUUUCUUAAUUCUUUAGAACUGUCGGGAGUACCUUCACACAAACUGAGGCUGAAAGUAGGCGUUCCUGUCCUUUUAAUGCGGAAUUUAGAUGCACCAAGACUGUGUAAUGGCACACGGUUGCAAGUGACACACCUCGGUCGCAAUAUUGUAAAAGCAAUCAUUAUGACUGGAAUGGCAAAAGGAGAGAACGUUUUAAUCCCCCAAAAAUACUUCAGUGCCAAUCGUACGGUUUAUUUUAGGGGACCAGCCCAGGCGCCGCCCGACUCAGGGCACUACGUCACGGACGUAUAUUCCCGCUCCGCCACCGCAAUUCAAUGCGUGGUCCAGGUCACCACCAACGGUCGUUACAACCAAGGUAGCCCCGGUCACGCCUACUGCGCCUGUCGCGGCCCCUGCGCCUGUCGCGGCCCCUGCGCCUGUCGCGGCCCCUGCGCCUGUCGCGGCCCCUGCGCCUGUCGCGGCCCCUGCGCCUUACAGGCCACCGUUGGCCUCCUGCCCGGCGGCACCGGCCCCGCGGCUGAGGCCUGCCGUGCCCGCGCCACGACAAAACGGCGCCGCUACCGAUAUAGCGUUUAUGUGCAAUCUCGCCCGACAUAUGCGGAGCUGCAGGCCCUCGCCGCGACGCUCAAGCCGUUCUCGAACUAA
Messenger RNA from Leptidea sinapis, 4869 nucleotides. RefSeq lists its product as uncharacterized. Bases 1 to 4869 code for a protein of 1622 amino acids. Gene Ontology annotation, molecular function: DNA helicase activity. The record is from RefSeq and is a predicted model, not a curated record. The transcript has 3 exons. Gene Ontology annotation, biological process: DNA repair; telomere maintenance. Lineage: Eukaryota; Metazoa; Arthropoda; Insecta; Lepidoptera; Pieridae.